Messenger RNA from Aegilops tauschii subsp. strangulata, 1050 nucleotides. NCBI's taxonomy places the organism in Eukaryota, Viridiplantae, Streptophyta, Magnoliopsida, Poales, Poaceae. The record is from RefSeq and is a predicted model, not a curated record.
AUGUCAGGCCUGAAUGCUGGUAUGGGAUCUGCUCGUGGUGAUCAACUGGAUGCAGGAUUUGCGAAGCUUCAAGGCGAAGACUUCCAGUACAUCAUGCAAUCUUAUGAAAUCAUCGUGGGACGCAAUUCCAAGAAAGGAAAUGUAGACAUAGAUCUCAGCACCGUUGGCGAAGAUAGGGAUGUUUCCCUCCGCCAUGCACGCAUCUUCUAUGAUUUUCAACACCGCUCGUUUGCCCUUGAGCUUACUGGAAAGUUCACUGCGAUAUGGCCCUAUGGCAAUGCCCAAAAGUACCUGGCACCAGAGGAUGGCUCAUCAACCAGAACAGCAGAGAGGCCAUGGCACAGGCUGUUGGAGCUGCUCAAGAAUCACCCGGAGAGGUUUAUCAUGAGUUCAAUCUCUAGAGGCACAAUAACAUUAGAGUUCGUUUCGCUGGUCAGCUUGGCUGAUAAGUUUUGCUCCCCUGAGGUUGAUCAGGUCACUGCCAGGUGGCAGAAGCUCCCCAAUGACCCUUCAAGAAGGGAAACGGCGCCCAAAGGCAUCGCCGUCAUCGUUGCCGACAAGGUCGGCACAAGGCUUUCGCUUGAAGCAUCCCAACCUGGUCGUCUCCGCAGAUGUCAGCGCUUGAUUCCAGCAACACAAGACCACUCCAUCCCCAUGCCAGUCACGGUGAGCGUCCCCGCUAGGUCCAGCAAGAAGCUCCGAAGACACGACCGCUCACCUCGAGCAUCCACACAAAAAGGAGUUGGAGCAACCUUGGCUGCCACCAGCACCCAACCUCCCACCACCGGCCACACGUCUCCACCACCGCCAGAUCAUGCCCCGCCGGCAGCAUCCUCCGCCGACCCCCCGGCCGUGGCCACAGAAAACAGCCACCCGAGCAAGCUGCUGCCACAGGAGAGACCGGAUCUGGACGCUAUGAAGCCUCACAGACCAAGCAGAGCAGCUCACCUUCUCCACCUUGCUAUACGUGCCACCACGCCGCACCUGCCCCGCAUCUCCGCCCCGCCAUCCUCCAGACACGGCCACCGGGAGCACCGGCAGAGCGAGUGA